GCCAAUCAAAAUGUUUCGGCCGAGUAAUAACGAAAGUACAACUGAUGGAGAACACCACGACAACAAAAAUAUUAUAAAAGAAACAAACAAUUCAAACAGUCAGAAGGAACUACUACAACAACAACACAUGAAAAUUGAAUAUAUAAACAAUACAGAUAAUGAUACCGAAGUUGGCAUAACUAACAAUAUAGAACAAGGCAUAGAUACAUCAAAAAUAAAGGAAGAAAAUCAUGAAUUUGCUAUUGGUUCCUGUAAUUCCAGUAAUAAUGAUGACAUUGUUAAUAAUAUUUGCGACAUUAAAAUUAAACAAGAAACAGAAGAUAAUGAAAUGUAUGAAUUUAUAGAGCCUCAAGAUGAUGGACAGGAAUAUCAAGAUACUGGAUCGUUGUACACUGUUGAACUACGAGUUAAAGAUGAGCCAAUAGACAUACCCGUGAAUGACUUCAACGCUUCAAAUAGUGACGACGAAAGAUAUCGAGCUAAAACAUACAAAUGCGGAAGUUGUGAUUUCGAAUCAACAUAUAAACAAUUUAGACUACAUUUAGACGAAUGUCCUUCUAGAAAGUCACGAGAAAAGAAAAUUUAUAAAUGCAAUCAUUGUGGCUUUCAAGCUAUACAUAAAAAGUACAAGAUUCAUGUGGAAAAUUGUGAUGCAGUGAAACUACUUAAGAAGCCUCGCGUUAAAAGACUAUAUAGAUGUAAUCAAUGCACCUUUGCAGGCACGAAGAUGAAAUACCAGGAACAUAUUGAAGAGGAGCACCUGGGCAAUCCUGAAUGUGAACAAAUUACAGAUUAUAAAUUGCAUCAUUGCAGCAAAUGUUCCAACGAUUAUGUAUCGAUGAAGAAAUAUCUAGUGCAUCUGUACAAGGAACAUAAAUUGCAGAGGUUAAUGUGUGUGCAAUGUAACAAAAUAUGUGACACAUAUUCUACACUGAAAACGCAUAUUGGGCCACAUAUAAAACAAAUGUUUGUUCCAGUAACGGUGAUAAAUAAGGAGAGUUUUGGUAAAUCGGAAAGAAAGUUCCGAUGCAAAACCUGUAAGUCCAAUGUGAGUGGAGUUGAGAAGCUGUUCUCUCAUUGGGAAUCACAUCUGGUAAUACCUGGUGCUUCAACGAGGAAUUCAGAUGAAGAGCAAUAAUCAUAAUGCAAUAGUAUUAUAAUUAGAGAUGAAACGGAUAUCCGAUAACUAUCCGGUAUCCGGCCUAUUCGGCGGCGUUAAUACUAUCCGGCCGAAUACCGGAUAACUACUAUUCGGGCGGAUAGGUAUCAGCACGAAUUAAAACAAAAUUCUGGGUAAAAAAAUAUUUUUUUUUAAGUAAAUAUUUGCUUUAUUUAGUUAGUCUUAGUAUUACAUAAGGAAUAAAAUUAGUUUUAAUUUUAAAUUUUUAAUCAAUCAAUAGUAAAUGACUGUUAUAGAAAAAAAAAUAUUAGUUAGUUGAGUUCCGCCGGAUAUCCGGCUAUUCGGUCACAUGGUUGGCCGAAUAUCCGGUGUCCGGUAUCUGGCCAAACUGCUAUCCGUUUCAUCUCUAAAUUUAUUACAAAGUUUGUCUUUGUUAUAUUUCACACACCAAACAGCUAGCUUUGUAAGCUGUGUUUCCGUUGGAUGGUGUGAUUAAGAAAUGAAAGUCCAUUAAUAUUAUUAAAGAGGCCUUUAUACCAAG
This is a messenger RNA of Achroia grisella, 1661 nucleotides long. Its product is annotated as RB-associated KRAB zinc finger protein-like. The transcript is spliced from 2 exons. Bases 11 to 1138 code for a protein of 375 amino acids. The record is from RefSeq and is a predicted model, not a curated record. NCBI's taxonomy places the organism in Eukaryota, Metazoa, Arthropoda, Insecta, Lepidoptera, Pyralidae.